AUGAGCAACACCCAAGAAGACGUUUCCACCGAAAACGGCCCCGUCAUCGUGGCCGACGAUGUCCAUGCCGACGACCCUGAAGACACUUCAUCCGACAGAGCAUCAAGUAUCGCGUCCUCAACUACGAGCGUGGCUAGUUCAAUUCUCAACCACCGCGUUGAGAACGGCAGAACGUAUCACAGGUACAAAGAUGGCAAAUACAGCUACCCAAAUGACGAGAGGGAAAACGACAGGUUGGACUUGCAACACAAUCUAUUCUUGCUCACGACUCAUUACAAGCUCGGUCUUGCCCCUGUAGCUCAGGAGGGCUCUAAUGUGAAUCGAGUCCUGGAUGUUGGUACUGGCACUGGCCUCUGGUGUGUCGAAUUUGGCGAAGAGCACCCCGAAGCAGAGGUAGUCGGCGUGGAUUUGUCUCCGGUUCAGACAACAUUCGUCCCGCCUAAUGUCAAGUUCGAGGUUGAUGACAUCGAGGAACCUUGGACAUACCAGCUUCCCUUCGAUUACAUCCAUACCCGGAUUAUGACUUCAAGCAUCUCCGACUGGAAGAAGUUUUUCCAGCAGUGCUUCAAAUUCCUUAACCCUGGCGGCUACAUCGAGAUGCAAGAAAUUCAUGUUCGACCUGAAUGUGACGACGGGACCAUGAAACCAGACUGUGCGUUUUUGAAAUGGGUUGAGAAGGUAGAGGAGGCCUGUAAUAUCCUCGGCCGCCCGUACAUCAACUGUGACCGUUUCUUGCCAUCACUCUUGAAAGAAGUCGGUUUUGUUGACAUUUCCAUCAACAAGUUCAAGUGGCCAAUGAACCCUUGGCCUAAGGACCCUUACUUUCGGGAGCUUGGCCUUUGGCAAUAUGAAAAUUGCGUAGAGGGCAUCGAGGCUUGGACGAUGGCUCCCUUUACUAGAGCUCUCAACUGGACAAGGGAGGAGGUCAACAUGUUCCUCAUCGACGUGCGGAAGGAUAUGAAGGACAGGGGAAUACACGCGUACAGUCCAGUGUGA
Colletotrichum destructivum is the source of this 996-nucleotide messenger RNA. RefSeq names its product Putative S-adenosyl-L-methionine-dependent methyltransferase superfamily. The transcript has 8 exons. NCBI's taxonomy places the organism in Eukaryota, Fungi, Ascomycota, Sordariomycetes, Glomerellales, Glomerellaceae. Bases 1 to 996 code for a protein of 331 amino acids. The record is from RefSeq and is a predicted model, not a curated record. Gene Ontology annotation, molecular function: methyltransferase activity.